CAUCAGUUUCAUGCAGAAUUGCCUAAUCUUUUCAACCACUUCACAUCGUGUGCUGGCAGGAGAGGUGCAUCGGGCGAGACCAAAUUUGUGUGCGUCCGCUAGAAGUUUUGAGGGGGUUCUGCUGUGCUUGGUGCAGUGAGAGAAAGGGCUGAUGAUCGCCCAAGCAUAACGUGGUUGCUUGGAUUGGAUAUCACGGCCAGUCCCACUAAGCAAGCAUGUUAUCGAGGACACUCUGCACGUGUGGGAGGCGCCGACUGUACGGUCCGCAAUCCUCGAGCCUCAAGAUAUGGAGUCAUGCGCGACCAUCUGUACAGCAUUCGCCUAUCCGGUCGUUUCAUCAGUCAUUCUUAUGGAAACGCGAUGACGCCGCCAAAAGAACAGCACAGGCUACUAAGGUUGGCGAGAGUCCUCCCAGUAGGUCAGAGGCCGCAGAAGUGACCAAGCCAGAGACGCUCCAAUCUACUGCAUCUAGCAGGGCUGCCGACGCAGAUGCUAAGAAGGAAGCUCUCCUCUCAGAGAAGGUGGUAUCCAACAAGGAGCAACGCAACGUCGACUUGGCCAUCAUGAAAGAAAUGGUCCAAUACCUGUGGCCAAAGGGUGACUGGGGAACCAAACUUCGAGUGGGGACAGCACUGGGCUUAUUGGUCUCUGCAAAGAUACUCAACGUCAAUGUGCCCUUUUAUUUCAAAAAUAUCGUCGACUCAAUGAACAUUGACUUCUUAGCCGUCGGCGGUACAGCUUGGACGGUUGCCGGCUCGAUGCUAGUCGCCUAUGGUGUCACGAGAAUCGGCGCUACGUUGUUCACAGAGUUACGAAACGCCGUCUUCGCCAGUGUGGCUCAGAAGGCUAUUCGCAACGUUGCGCGUAACGUGUUCGCCCACUUGCUGCGGUUGGAUCUCUAUUUCCAUCUUUCAAGACAAACAGGUGGACUGACAAGGGCACUUGACCGAGGUACGAAAGGUAUCAGCUUCUUGUUGACGUCCAUGCUAUUCCACAUCUUCCCGACCGUGCUGGAAAUAGGUAUGGUGUGCGGCAUAUUGACGUACAAAUAUGGGCCGCAAUUCGCCGCCAUCACGGCCGCCACCAUGAUAGCAUACUCGGCAUUCACGAUCACUACUACAUCAUGGAGGACGAAGUUCCGAAAGCAAGCCAACGCUGCAGACAACCAAGGCGCCACAGUGGCUGUUGACACGCUGAUAAAUUAUGAGGCAGUCAAAUAUUUCAACAACGAAAAGUUCGAGGUAGACCGAUACGACAAGGCCUUGAAGAAGUACGAGGACGCAUCCAUUAAAGUCACGACAUCACUCGCCUUUUUGAACACUGGGCAAAACCUCAUCUUCUCAAGUGCUCUUGCAGGUAUGAUGUACAUGGCUGCUAAUGGAGUAGCCGGCGGCGAAUUGACCGUGGGAGACUUGGUCAUGGUCAACCAGUUAGUCUUCCAACUGUCGGUGCCUCUGAACUUUUUGGGUUCGGUCUACCGAGAACUUCGUCAAUCUCUCCUGGAUAUGGAGGCGCUGUUCAACUUGCAAAAGGUCAAUGUUACAGUCAAGGAGGUUGCAAAUCCAAAACCUCUGAACCUCAUACGUGGGGGUGAGAUCAAGUUCGAAAACGUCAAUUUUGGAUAUCAUGCUGAUCGUCCCAUCUUGCGUAAUCUGAGCAUGACAAUUCCAGCCGGUAAGAAGGUUGCCAUUGUCGGACCCAGCGGUUGUGGAAAAUCGACCAUUCUCCGACUUCUGUUCCGAUUUUACGAUGCAGAAGCUGGCAAGAUCUUGAUCGAUGGCCAGAACAUCCGCGAUGUUAGCCUUGACAGCUUACGAGAGAGCAUAGGAGUGGUUCCGCAGGACACUCCGCUGUUCAACAACACCAUUGAGCACAAUAUCCGCUACGGAAAGAUUGAUGCUUCUCUCGACGACGUCAAAAAGGCAGCCCAACGGGCGAGAAUUGCUGAUCUGGUGGAGCGCUUACCUGCUGGAUGGAACACGAUGGUCGGCGAAAGAGGCAUGAUGAUAUCAGGUGGUGAGAAACAGAGGCUUGCGGUUGCCAGGCUGCUUUUGAAAGAUCCACCACUCUUGUUCUUCGACGAAGCGACGUCCGCACUGGACACCUACACGGAACAGACGCUGCUGCAGAAUAUCAACAGCAUCUUAAAGGAGAAAGCGCGGACCAGUGUGUUUGUGGCUCAUCGACUUCGCACCAUUUACGACGCCGAUAUCAUCUUUGUGCUAAAGGACGGCCAAGUGGUUGAACAAGGCAGCCAUACAGAAUUGCUCGCUAUGGGCGGACUGUAUUCAGACCUGUGGUCGGCACAAGAAGUAUCGAUUGGACAAGACAUGGGACUCGAGCGCUCGCUGGAAGAAGAUCGUGAAGACAGGGAGAAAAAGAAUUAAGGAUCAUCGCAGUUGACGUCCAAUCGUCUGUCAAUGUCUUACGGUGGAGAGAGUCAUCGACUGUUCGUGAUUUCUAUGGCACAGGUACAUGGCGGCAUGCACAGCAACC
Messenger RNA from Exophiala viscosa, 2496 nucleotides. RefSeq names its product iron-sulfur clusters transporter atm1, mitochondrial. Gene Ontology annotation, molecular function: ABC-type transporter activity; ATP binding; ATP hydrolysis activity. Gene Ontology annotation, cellular component: mitochondrial inner membrane. The transcript has a single exon. Gene Ontology annotation, biological process: intracellular iron ion homeostasis; transmembrane transport. The coding region runs from base 216 to 2387 and encodes 723 amino acids. The record is from RefSeq and is a predicted model, not a curated record. NCBI's taxonomy places the organism in Eukaryota, Fungi, Ascomycota, Eurotiomycetes, Chaetothyriales, Herpotrichiellaceae.